This is a messenger RNA of Xyrauchen texanus (razorback sucker), 2426 nucleotides long. Its product is annotated as RAC-alpha serine/threonine-protein kinase-like. The record is from RefSeq and is a predicted model, not a curated record. Lineage: Eukaryota; Metazoa; Chordata; Actinopteri; Cypriniformes; Catostomidae. Gene Ontology annotation, biological process: protein phosphorylation. Bases 362 to 1783 code for a protein of 473 amino acids. The transcript is spliced from 14 exons. Gene Ontology annotation, molecular function: protein serine/threonine kinase activity; ATP binding.
UCUUUGAGGAAAUGAUCGGUAGUUUUAAGGAAAUCUGACGUCACCGCGUGCGCAACUCAUUCCCCUCUUACUGCAUGAUCUCACUGAAAUAUCCCGAACGAACGGAGGAAAAGCCGAAUGAGGUGAAGGAUGAAGAACACCGAGCAGGAGUGAGAGAUCAUAGGAGUUCUGCAGGACGCGCUUCUACUCAGAACAUUGAUGGAAAUAAGUGGCACGAUAAGACGCUUGAAGAAUUUUGGAAAUGAGCCGAAGUCACAUCUGAAGUAUUGGGACCAUCUGUCCUGCUGAAUGUCCAGACUGAAGACCUCCACCAGCUAUAAUCUUCUGCCCCUGGUUCGAGAGGGGUUACUCUCUGGCCACAAUGACUGAAGUUGUCAUUGUGAAGGAGGGAUGGCUGCACAAGCGAGGAGAGUACAUAAAGACAUGGAGGCCACGAUAUUUCUUGCUUAAGAGUGACGGCACAUUUAUCGGGUAUAAAGAGCGUCCACAAGAUGUUGACCAGCUGGAGACUCCACUCAAUAACUUCUCAGUGGCCCAAUGUCAGCUGAUGAAGACAGAGAGGCCUAAGGCAAACACGUUUAUUAUUCGGUGCUUGCAGUGGACUACUGUUAUUGAACGCACCUUUCAUGUCGAGACCCCAGAGGAAAGGGAGGAAUGGACAAAGGCCAUCCAGGCUGUGGCAGAUAGUCUACAGAAGCAGGAGGCAGAGAGAAUGGACUCUUCGCCUGACCCCAUGGACAUGGAGAUGUACCUGUCCAAACCUCGUCUCAAAGUGACAAUGCAUGACUUUGAAUACCUCAAACUCUUGGGGAAAGGCACUUUUGGGAAGGUCAUAUUGGUGAAGGAGAAAGCCACAGGCAAGUACUAUGCCAUGAAAAUCCUUAAGAAGGAGGUGAUAGUAGCAAAAGAUGAGGUAGCACAUACACUUACCGAAAACAGGGUCCUCCAGAACUCCAAACAUCCCUUCUUAACUGGUCUUAAGUAUUCUUUCCAGACUCAUGACCGCUUAUGUUUUGUUAUGGAGUAUGCAAAUGGAGGAGAGCUUUUCUUUCAUUUAUCACGAGAGCGAGUAUUUUCGGAAGAGAGAGCACAGUUUUAUGGGGCAGAGAUCGUCUCGGCUCUGGACUACCUUCAUUCUGAGAAAAACGUUGUUUACAGAGACCUGAAGUUGGAGAACCUAAUGCUGGAUAAAGAUGGCCACAUAAAGAUCACAGAUUUUGGCUUGUGUAAGGAGGGUAUUACAGAGGGCACUACGAUGAAGACGUUUUGUGGUACACCAGAGUAUCUUGCUCCAGAGGUUCUUGAGGACAAUGAUUACGGUCGCGCGGUGGACUGGUGGGGGCUGGGCGUGGUCAUGUACGAGAUGAUGUGUGGCCGGCUCCCAUUCUAUAACCAGGAUCAUGAGAAGCUCUUUGAGCUGAUCUUAAUGGAAGAGAUCCGUUUCCCUCGCACUCUCGGACCCGAGGCCAAAUCACUGCUUUCAGGCCUGCUUCAGAAAGACCCCAAGCAACGGUUAGGUGGAGGACCAGACGACGCAAAAGAAAUCAUGCAGCAUAAGUUCUUUGCAGGCAUUGAGUGGCAAGAUGUUUAUGAGAAGAAGCUUGUUCCACCCUUUAAGCCCCAGGUAACCUCAGAAACAGACACUCGCUAUUUUGAUGUGGAGUUUACAGGACAGACCAUUACCAUCACGCCCCCAGGCCAAGAUGAAACCAUGGAGUCCUUUGACAGUGAUAGAAGACCUCACUUCCCUCAGUUCUCAUACUCUGCCAGUGGCACAGCAUAAAAAAGCCCAGAAAACACACACAUCCACAAUUUCAAAUGCACAAAUACUCCCCUUUCCCCCGAGGCACUGCUGAUAACGUAGCCAACUCUGUCGCCUCUUCUUCAAUAGUAUACCAGACUUAAUUCACACCGAGAAGAUUUCACCAGUAGUCAUUAUUUGGUCUAUUUAUGAAGUAAGCGUGGCAUAUUGGCAGUUUCUGUUUAAAGCAGGAGUGGUUCACUUUACUAUGUCCAGUCGGUACAGUUGCUCGAUAUGCAUACUGUGCAUUAUGAAUAAUGAAGACAUUUUGAACUCAAUUAUUUGGUACGAGUAUUUCCUGUGGUCCCUGGAGAUGCAGGCUACCCCUAAAAUAUACUACUGUGUAAAUGCAAAUUAAAUUACAACCAGACCUGGCAUUUUAGAUAGAGUUGGAGAGAACAGUAUGUAAGAAGUAUUGGCUAUUUUCACUCAUAUCUCUAGCAAGACCCACAGUUCACAAGUACGCCUUGUUUCCAAAACUUCUGUAAAACUGGUUUGUUUUUUUAAAAAUCACGUGGUCCUUAAGUGAUAUUGAAGUUUAUCAUGGUUUAUGUUCUGUAAGGACAUGAUAUUACCUGAAUACCAAAGAAAUUAUGAUUUAUUAGUUUUGUUAUUAAUGCAUUUU